Ostreobium quekettii is the source of this 2016-nucleotide messenger RNA. The record is from the annotation of a GenBank genome assembly. NCBI's taxonomy places the organism in Eukaryota, Viridiplantae, Chlorophyta, Ulvophyceae, Bryopsidales, Ostreobiaceae.
AUGCUGCCCGUGCCCAAGCGGGACAAGUCGGGCAAGGGCGCCAAGGGCGGCGCCACGGGUUUUGCCUUCAAGAGCCUGUACGGCGCGCCGGGCACCAAGCCCCGGGAGCCCGCCUUCGAUGGGUUGGGCCUCGCCGGUCGCAUGUCUCUGGGCCACAAGUCGGCCCAGUCGGCGGCCCCCGCGCCCCACCCGCCGCCCGUGCUGGGCGAGAAGAGCUUCUCCCACCACCGCAGCCACCACGGCGCUGUGGUGGCCAAGGCGCUGAGCGUGAACAGCGUGCAGCCGACGUCCCCGCCGGGCAAGAGGCAGGCCUGCGGCGCCGUGACGCGGGGCAGCGCGGACGACCUGGCAUUCGCGCUGGCCGGCAUCGACGGCAAGGCCUACAAGGCGUACGAGGAGCUGCGCGGCUGCUGGGAGUUCAAGAACUUCAGGCUGUUCGUGGACCACGUGCAGGCGUACCCGCAUGGCCCGCCCUCGAGGUGCAGGGUGCAGGUGGCGCAAUCGUUGGCUUCGAUCCCGUCGUGGCUGCUGGCCAACGGCGUGCGGCGCGCGGCGCUGUGCGACUACCUGACGCGGCGGCUCAGGGAGGUGGUGGAGGCGACGGGCGGCAACGUGAAGGAGGGCCACGGCGGGCCGGCGGGCGACAGGGGCGGGGAGAUUCUCGUGGACGUCCCGGGACAGAACGUGGUCGAGCGGACGUCCGUGGUCGUGAACUCCUCCCACGUGGAGGCGCGGUUCUCGGUGGGGCUGCCCGCGCAGGCGGGCGCGGUCGUGGCCGAAUGGACCACUCGGGCGCUGACGAAGAACCUCGCGGUCCACGUGGAGCGCGCCCUGUUCUUCAACCACCAGGAUGCAAGCGCUGUCCAGCGGCAUGUGGAGACAGUUGAGGAUGCAGCUGCCCUGCGGUCCCAGCUCGAUCAGAUGGGACUUGUGGCAUUCGUCGCAAACGGCUCGAUCCUGCCAAGGAGAUCUGGGGCAUCAGAUAAGCCGAUGGAUGCCCAGGACGCUGUGAGAUUUGUGUCACCUCCCUCUUUGGAGGUCACCAUGAAUGCCCCCCACAAGGGGAAGGUGAAGGGUAUGGGCAUCAAGAAGGGGGUGACAGUCAUCGUUGGGGGUGGCUUCAAUGGAAAGACAACAUUGUUGAAGGCCAUCGAAAUGGGCGUAUACAACAAGGUGCCUGGUGAUGGCAGGGAGUUGAUUGUCACUGACGCUGGUGCCGUCAAGAUUCGUGCCGAGGAGGGAAGGAGAGUGCAAGCUGUGGACAUCUCACCCUACGUUUCGAAGCUGCCACAAGGCGAGGACACGACGAACUUCAAGACAGAGGACGCAAGUGGCAGCAUCUCUCAAUCUGCAAACAUACAGGAAGCAUAUGAAGCUGGAGCCUCAGUGUUGUUGCUGGAUGAGGACACAUGCGCCACAAAUUUCAUGAUUCGAGAUGAGCGCAUGCAGGCCCUCAUUUCGAAAGACAAGGAGCCGAUCACGCCAUUCAUUGCAAGAAUAAGGACUCUGGCGAAUAACAAAUUGUCUACAAUUUUGGUGACGGGUGGCUCUGGAGAGUAUUUCAACGUGGCAGAUCGGGUAAUCUGCAUGGAAUCCUACUGUCCCAAGGAUGUGACAGAGGAUGUAAAGCGUAUCAAUCAACUGUUUGGCGAGUCAGCGGUUUUGAAGAAGUGGGGCUCAAGGGCCUACCCUAGUGUCGUUCCAAGGGGCAUUUUGCCAACAUCAUACUACAACGAGCCGAAGACCAGUGUCCGCGGUCGUGGCUUGGUCCAUUUUGGAGAGGAGAGCCUUGAUUUGAGCGCUGUGGAGCAAUUGGUGGAAGUGUCCCAGACAAGGGCGAUCGCUGAGGCCGUGCACUACGUCCAGAGUGGUGCAACCCAGCAUGGGCCCUUCAACAGGAGGUCUCUCAGCUACAUUCUGGAUCACAUCGAGCAGGAUAUUGACCGCCAGGCGCAUGGUGCAGCUGACAUGAUGGGGGUGGCUGGGCGCUUGUCGGUUUGGUUGCUGCUGCUCUGA